AUGAACAACAGCACAGCUGACUCACGACAAUCUCCCCCCAGCAGCAACAGAGUUUCCGAUUUUUUCAAAAGUGAGGGAAACUUGGAUAAUGGUGCCUUGACACAGCCAAACAUCACCAAUCAAUCAGUCACUAAAUUAACCAACAAGCACACCACAAACACUCACAAACCAAAUAGGAAAAAGCGAACGACAACGUCACGAGCUUGUGAUGCUUGCGCAUUGAGGAAAAUUCGAUGUGAACCAACUACACCUUGUUCUCAUUGCAAGAAUAACGGAUGGGUUUGUACAAGGAAUCGAGAACGAAAGAAAUCGGGGCCCAAGGCGUUAUCGAAAAGAACGAUUGAUUCGAUUAAUAAUCUAAGUGAGGUGAUUGAGCUUAAUACAUCUAGACCACAAUUAUCUUCGAAAAAUUCAUCAACUUCGGUAUAUUCGAAAAGUCCGAGCAUUGAAGAAACUGAAUCUCAUCGAUCGUCACCGUCGGCAAGGUCAUCAGUUGCGCAUUCAGUGACGCCGAAUCCAGUUCAGCAAAGACUGCACAGUCAGUCAAAUCAGGGGCAAAUGGGUGUGGCUUUAGUGGGUCAGGCCCAUGGCUCUGCGGCAUCCCAAUUUCCCGAGAGCUCCACUCUACACUCCACCCAACUACAACCUCUGGCAAGCAACGACACCCAGACGGGCACAUCAACUGAGGAAUACCUCGUCACUCCAUUCUACUUGAUGGAGAAUCUCAACUUGAUAGGUGAAGAGCCAGCGAUUCGCGAGUUGCUUGCGCCAUUGACGGUGAAUUCAGUAUUGACCAACUACUCCCGACUAGUAUCAUUUUUAACUACAAAUUACCCAAACAUGAUCAACACUUCCGGAAUCAAUACUCAUUUUACAGAAAUCAACUUGGUUGAUCAUCAUGAUGACUCGUUAUACUUGUCGACACUACUAAUCAUCAUCACUUUGAAUCAAAUCAUUGCCGAAAUACUCAUCAAGUUGAAGAAACAAAAAUUCAAGAAAUUUUUACGGUACCCCAAGAAGUUUCUUGCUUUUAGACCAUACAAGUCGUUUAAAAACUUGUGUCAUUUCAAAGUAUUGGAGAUUUUCUCGUUAAUUGAAAAGAAUUUCAUUGUACCUUCAAUCAUACCAAAGACUAGAGCCAAUGGAAAUCAGUAUCUCUUUGCCCAUUUGAACCAAUAUCAAAUUUACUACAAUUUGUCGCUAUCCAACAUACAAUUGUGCAAUUACAAUCACAUUUUGAAUUUAACAAACACCCUCAACUCAGCAACAGAGGCCCAUAACGCUUAUGGAAAUGAAGCACAAGAGCAUCAAAAGAUCUUGUAUUUAAGUCGAGCAAUCAGCACGUUUCAGCUAAUCAGUGUCAAGGAAAGCGACUCGCUAGUUCCCUUACGCGAAUUAUACGAAUUGAUUUACUCAUUUGAACGAUACUACAUCAUAUUCAGUUCAUACAAUUACGAUGUGAACUUGUUCCGAAACAACAAUGUAUUGACACAUUUGAAAAGUGAUAGGUAUCACGGCGAAGGAUACGCUUUCGAGUUGAUGCACAUUAUUGAUGAUCUGGGAUUGAUAGAUCCGCUUUGCAGAAACGCAUGGUUCAACCUGCUGUUGGAAUUUGAUAAACCACAACCAGGGUAUAUUGAACUAAAGGGGAGGAUUGAUGCAUUGAGAUGCACCGACUACAUGUGGUGUAUCUUGCGUGAGAUUCUAUUAUUCAAAAUCAUGCUUGUACGACCAUUAAGUUUUGACCAAAGUAAAUUAGAAGUUGUUCGAAUUAUUGACACAAUCUGCAGAAAUUUGGAACUUGCUGAUUCAGACGUUUUCAAAGUGAAAGUGUCCAACUAUCAAAUUCUACAACCAUUGUUGCAUAUUUUAAAAGUAUUUCUCGAAAUCAAACAAGUUGAAGUCAGGCUAGGGAAACCAGUCAAUAUACAAGAUCAAGAGCUAUUAGUUCGAUACACUGAGCUAAUCAUUACUCAUUUACCAUUUUUCAACAAUAUCAAUAAACUAAUUCGAGCUCACAAGAUACUCAACAAUUGGUUCCUAAUGUUGAGCGAGGUAAAGAAGGAUGACACAAGUGAAAAGCAAGAGCAACCACAAUUGCAAUCUCAAAUCUACCAACCCACACCACCAACACCACAAGCAAACAUUGAUUUCCCUUUCCACACUGGAAUCACACCUCAAGCCCAACAACCAACAUUUUCUCAUUUACAACCCCAACAACGACUUGCUUCCCAAAUCGAUGUCAAUGAGCUAAUGAGGGACUUUACAGUCUCUCGAUUGGAUGGGGAUUUUGAUGUCAAUAACCCAACACCAACGAUCCAAUACCGAGCUGACGAUGACGAAGACGAUGAAGAGCAAGAUUUCUUCACAAUUGUGCCCAAAAAUGAACAUGGACACAAGUUUGCCAAUCAAACUUCUGGAGCAGCCGAUUUUCUUGCGAAUGCUCCACCUACACCACAGUUUGGUUUCCCUAGUGUUGUCAACAAUAAUAAUCUCCCCAUGAGUGCUAGCACCAGAAGUUUCUUCUCAUUGCUUAAUGCUACAAAUUACGUUGAGGAUAACCAAGCAGACCCUGGUCAAGCAGACCCGAAUCAAGGCUCUGAUAAGGGAAGUGUAAUAGGAUCCAGUUUCUUCAACUUGAGUAAUCUUAGAUAG
This is a messenger RNA of Lodderomyces parapsilosis, 2655 nucleotides long. RefSeq names its product Zn(II)2Cys6 transcription factor domain-containing protein. Gene Ontology annotation, biological process: regulation of DNA-templated transcription. Gene Ontology annotation, molecular function: zinc ion binding; DNA-binding transcription factor activity, RNA polymerase II-specific. NCBI's taxonomy places the organism in Eukaryota, Fungi, Ascomycota, Pichiomycetes, Serinales, Debaryomycetaceae. The coding region runs from base 1 to 2655 and encodes 884 amino acids. The transcript has a single exon. The record is from RefSeq and is a predicted model, not a curated record.